Messenger RNA from Malaya genurostris, 1896 nucleotides. Its product is annotated as cholinesterase 1-like. The transcript is spliced from 4 exons. The record is from RefSeq and is a predicted model, not a curated record. The coding region runs from base 175 to 1896 and encodes 573 amino acids. NCBI's taxonomy places the organism in Eukaryota, Metazoa, Arthropoda, Insecta, Diptera, Culicidae.
UCAUGUCGCUCGAUCACUACUCGUAUAGACGCUACUCGGAAGCAGCGUGAUAAGACGGUGUGGAUUCGCGUAGCUCAGACAGUUCGGGUGACUGUGGUCACAACAAAAAGCGCUGUUAACCGAGACAGCCGGUCUUUGCCUUCGUUACGAUCCGCUACGAUUUAUACAGUAACGAUGCUUGUGAGAGUGAUUUUGGUUUUGGUUCUGACAACAUGCAGAUUCACUCCCUCACUGAGUGCAGUUUCCGAGAAUCCUUGCACAGUGACGUUCAGCGAGCAGGCCAGUGGUAGUGGUGUACUGAAGCAAACCUUUAACGGAGUGCCGUACUGUGAGUUCCUGGGUGUACGCUAUGCCAAAGCUCCUGUUGCAGAACUGCGGUUCGAGAAUCCAGUGCUUAGUCAUCCGGAUGGAGAACAGGAGUUUAAUAAGUUAGGAAGUAUUUGUCCUCAAGUGGAUGAUUUUAACCACGCUACACAGAUACUAGGAGAUGAGGAUUGCUUAUUUCUUGAUAUAUAUUUUCCUGUACGUAACUCAUCGAACGAUGGACGAAAACUUCCGGUACUAUUCUUUGUACACGGGGGAAGUUUCGCUGUCGGCUCUUCGACAAGUGACUUAUUCGGCGUUGAUCUACUUGUGGAACACGAGAUCAUAGUAGUCAGUGCACAAUAUCGAUUGGAUCCGUUGGGCUUCCUGCGUUCCAGUCACUUCAAUGUCAGUGGUAAUUUUGGUCUGAAAGAUCAACGAGCCGCACUACGAUGGAUUCAGCUGUAUAUCGUUAAGUUUGGUGGUGAUCCUUUCCGAGUCACUCUGAUGGGUCAUAGUGCUGGAGCUGCCUCUGUAACCUACCAUCUGUAUUCAAACAGUUCGAAAGGUUUGUUCCAUCAGGCAUUCGCUCUGGGAGGUUCCAUGCUUGCUCCGUGGGCAUUUUUGUAUGACGCCGAAAACUACUCUCGUCAGUAUUUCCGCGAUCUGAACAUCACCACAAUCGACGAAUUGAAGCAUGUAGACUUCAAAACUUUCUGGAAUAAGGACAUCGUUUACAAGUUUGCAACGGUUCACUACGCAUUUUGUGUGCCAAGCGCGGAAGCCGACGUACCGGACUCAUUUUUCACCAAAUCACCACCAGACCUGGUCCGAGAAAAACCUGUAAAUGCAGUUCCACUACUCUUCGGGCAAUCCUCGGAAGAGUUUGAGCUGUUUUUGAGUUACGUCCACGAUUACUGGAUGGGUGAAAACUAUCCUAACAUUAAAAAUGACACUUUGAAAAACUACAUCGAAAAUGUUGUCGACAGGGCAGCCGAACUGGCCGAAAUUAGUAGCGUCGAGCUAAACAAAGACGUAUUCUAUCAAGAACUGUCGAACACGGCGAAUUGGUUCUUUCCAAACAAACUGCUACUGGACGAAUACUCCAGAUGGGUUCACGAUGCAACCUUUUUCUUCCGAUUUCAGUUCGAUGGCAAGUUCGGAAGAUUCAAGCGAGAAUUUCAGGAAACACUGGUCGGAAUAAAACACUACGGAGCGAUUCAUGGGGACGAGCUGGGAUACAUUUUUACCCCACAUAAUGUGCAAGACGCUCUGAUCAACCGGAGUUUGUAUGCGGAUGAGUGGAGGGUGCAUGAAAGGACGGUACAGCUUGUAGCAAAUUUUGUCAAAUUCGGAACACCAAAUCCCAUCGGGCUGGGUUUAGUUUGGCCGCCAUACAAAGGAUACUCAACAAGAUCCCGUUAUUUGAAUAUCGACAAAAACUUUGAAAUUCGAACGGAACAAAACAGCUUGUAUCACACUUUCUGGAGCAUCAUCUAUCAAUGCCUCUAUCACUACAGUUGCAACGAAAUAGACAAUUUACCACGGCUUGUACAGAAAUUUAGUCAAGGUCCUUAUAAAAAUUCAAGCUAA